CAGUCGCUGCUGCUGCCGCUGCUCUUCCUCUCUUGGUGCACUCCGACGACUAUGAUACGGGGGAGGAGGCUUGGACAGGCGUGGAAAGCCCAGCAGUGCCAGCGAUCUUUGAGUGGCAGCAGCAAUUCGACAGGAACGACAACGGCAGCGGGGGGAGUUCCGCCGCCUGCUGCUUCGGCUGCGACAUCAUGCAGCAGCAGCAGCAGCAGCAGCAGCAGUAGCAGCAGCAGCUUUGCAGGGGAGGCCACAGUGGACAAGGGUGCGGCGAAAGCGGCAGCAGCGGCGGCACCCGUCGUCGUUUCACCAAGGAGUUCAUGGAGGCCCAGCGAGGCUCACAAGACCUCGGCCACUCGGCGCGCGCGCAGCGAGGCCCAACAAGCCAACGUCAAGGCAGGUGCAGCAGUAGCCCCUCGAGCACCCGCGGCAGCGGCAGCGGCCGCCGCCGGCACGACAAGCAAGUCCAAGUCCCCCGGGCUUCGCCGUCGGGGGUUGCUAGACGGGGCCGAUGACGUGCCAUGGAAAUCUUUUCCAUCGCUGGUGUCUAGCGCAAGUGAGUCGUCGGUCAGGACAGCGAAUGCCGGCGCAGCCGCAGCGCGCGAGACUCCCGCUCUCUCCGUCGUGUCGCGGUCGGCUACGAGCAGGUUCAGAGCCAGGAGAGAGCUCGAGAGGCUGGCCGCGAGCGGGAAUGAGGAUGCAGUAGAGGCCUUGCGCGCCUUAGACUCGCCGACGACGUCUUCCCAGCCUGUUGGU
Molecule: messenger RNA, 750 nt
Organism: Ectocarpus siliculosus
Lineage: Eukaryota; Phaeophyceae; Ectocarpales; Ectocarpaceae
Source: the annotation of a GenBank genome assembly